UGUGUGAUCAGAUUGUUCGAAAUGUAUAACGCAAAUACCAUCACAUUUUUCAGAUCAGAUCAACACUCGGUCUUCUUUGAUUGUUCUAUCGAAAUUGUUACAAUCACUUAACAUAACAUUGUGUUAAAAACAUUCCAUGAAAUGUAGUAAAUCAUAUAGAUAGGUGAUUGCGGCGAGACUCUAAUUCAGGGACGACCUUUGAAGUAGUUGUCCCAUCUCUUGUAGCCUUUCGAUAAUAACCUCAUCUCUAAAAUCCGCCGUAAACCGAUCGCAUGUCAGCAUCAUGCGUUAAACUUGGCUCCGUGACCUUGAAAUGGCUCAAACGCUUCUGAUUGGCUCGUCCCUAAAUUAGAGUCUCGCCAUCAAAUUAGAAUAACGAAUGUAAUUAAUUGAAAUUAUUGGAUAAUACCAGAACUAUAUAUAACUGGUCAAUUUCAUAAGUAACCAUGUUGUAUUUCAAUCUAUUCAUACAAGCAUCUAAUAUAUUAAUAUUGUUUAACUAUACACAUAUAUUCUAUAAAUUUUGUGUAAUCUCAACCAUUUUUAAAUCAACUAGAAAUUGAGAAGCUUAUCAAAUGAUAUAAAUGGUCUUAUGUUAUCAUUUGAAGCGUACAACGGAACGUUGACUGGAAAUCUUGAACGUUUAAAUGAAAAGAAGUUGUUUUUCUCAGCAUUUGCGAAAAUGAUGUGCGAUAGCUUAUUAUCAAAUAUUGUUGAUGAUAAAUUACGGUCAUCUAUGCAAUACUACGAAUCCAGUUUGAAUGAUGUUGUAAGAAACAGUCAAGGAUUUUCGGAAACGUACCAGUGCAAAAUUGGUUCCAUAAUGAGUCCUAUGCGUAAAUGUAUACUUUAAAAAAAACAUUAACCGUUUGCGUGUGUAUGUGUGUGUGUGCACAAAUAUUCGUUUGUCUGUUUAAUCAAUUCUGAAAUUAAAACUAUUAUAAUGCUUCA
Schistosoma spindalis is the source of this 951-nucleotide messenger RNA. The record is from the annotation of a GenBank genome assembly. NCBI's taxonomy places the organism in Eukaryota, Metazoa, Platyhelminthes, Trematoda, Strigeidida, Schistosomatidae.